Messenger RNA from Arabidopsis lyrata subsp. lyrata, 1743 nucleotides. RefSeq lists its product as uncharacterized. The record is from RefSeq and is a predicted model, not a curated record. Bases 278 to 1591 code for a protein of 437 amino acids. Lineage: Eukaryota; Viridiplantae; Streptophyta; Magnoliopsida; Brassicales; Brassicaceae. The transcript has 2 exons.
UUUGCUAUUUUAGUUUACUCCAUUAGAUUCGAUUUUUAUGAACUAGUAUAGUUUUUAACAAAAAAAAAUAAAAAAAAAUUGGAAGCGUUCGCCCUAGCAAACUCUCCCAGACACAGAAUCCAAAUAGCCGCAAGCCAUUGACGAAAUGAGCUUCUUCCACCGGAGCUGCUCCUCCGAUAAUCCUCAAUCCUGUUCAGUGGUUGCUUCUUAGGCGAGAUCUCUCGGCUGGUGGUCUCCUUCUCCGGUGACGUUGCUAUUCCGGCGAGUUUCCCCUGAGAUGAUUUUCUCCUCUUUGUUGAUUUCGAGUUCCUCUCCUCCUCUCCCGAUGUAUUCGGUUACUUUCCUCGUUCUGAGGUCUCCUCCGGCUCCACCAUCGGAGCCACCGUCUCCACCAUCGGAGCCACCGUCUCCACCAACUCCGCCGGAACCACCGGACCCACCGGAUCCUCAGAUCCGCCCCUCUUCGGGUGAGAUUUAUGCUCAGGUGUUGCUCCUUCCGCACUUCACCGGUCUACCACGGGUUCAUAGUGAACACAAACUUCCAUCUCCGCCACCCUCGAGACAUGUUCCUCCGAUCAUCACCGUGUUUGUGCCUCGUCGUUCAAGCCGUCGCUGCUGCCACAUGCCCAUCACCACACGUUCCCCAAAAGUGAAACUAAGGUUUAGCUUGGUGGGCCCUUAUCAUUGUUGCGGUCUAGUAACCUCCCUCUCUCGACCCAACUACAGAAGCUGCUGUGGCCCAACUCCUCUUUUCGAUUGGACUAGGUAUGUUAUAUCUAAUCUUUUACUCAGCCCAUUAAUUAGGUUGCUUCGAUACAUUAUCUGGAAUGGCCGAGGACACUAUUCUAGUUUUGUGUCGACGCCUUUACAUUGGCUGAGAGAUUACCAGUUUCGAGUCCAAGCUCCAUCGAUUGUCCCCACUGCGUUUUUCCCCUCCGUCCAUCCUCUUGUUGUCGUCAUCUGCUACCUCACUUUCGCCGUGAACUCCUGGGAUUGGUUGGGCUUUGUUCAGCCUUGCGUAUCCUCAAGUGACAUGUAUGUUGCCUUCCCGUGUGCCCCGAAUGUUGUAGGCACCUCGUGGGCUGGAUUCGUCAUAAGCGGCAUGUGUACAAGGAUUCUGUCCGGCUCUCUCUUCAACGGGCAGUCCCGACCCUCAUGGGCUCUCUCCAUUUACAUGACGUCGGAAGUGCAGGACCGAGACGGAGCGUUGGCGUCCUUUGGGUUUGUGUGCAGGACUAGGCUUCACGGAAGAGAACAUCUGUGUCAUAAAGUCUCAACUUUUUCAGCCACCAUCACAGAAGAUAGAAGCGUUCUUGAGCUUCUCGGAUGCAGAAUGGUUACAAUCCAUGGUCUGCUGCGGGUUGGGCUGGAGUUUCAAAGACCCACUCAACGGAAAGAUCCACCAUGGAUCUUUUUCAAGACCCUUUGUGUCCUCUGUUCUCGUAGCGGAGGCACUAGCUCUCAAGGCGGCUAUCAAGGCGGCUAUCAAGGCGGCUUUAUUAUUGGGUGUAUCAAGGCUGGCUUGUGUUUCGGAUUGUCAGGAGCUUGUUCUCCUGCCCAAUACCGAUGGCCAUGCAAACGAACUAGAUAGCAUAUUAGCGGAUUGCGAUCUUUUCGUUCUAUAUUUCUGUCUAUGUAUGUUCAUUUUGUUCCAAGGUCUGAAAACUGUGGAGCUGACGCUUUAGCAAAAGCUUGUCAUCUAUCCUGUUUCCCCUCCUCCAUAUGUGGAGUUUGAGUGUUUUA